AAAAGUGUUAAACUUCACUGUACUUGGACUAGCAGCAGGAUUUACUUUAAUCUGUUCGUAAAUGGAGUACGAAGACACACAGAAACAACCAAAGCAGUCAGUUGAAGAAUAUCACACUGAAGGAGCAGGACCUUGCCUUACACAUUGCUAAAACGGAGUUCAGGGGCUUCAGGAUGGACCCGGCACUUUCCAGUGAUGUUUUUGACUCAGAUCUGCUGGAGACAAAAAGUGAGGAACUCCGGCUUAAACAGGAUUUCUUCAGAAAACUGGGGUACUCCACAGAAGAGGUGAAAGUCGCUCUGAGAAAGCUGGGACUAAGCACAGACACUAACGCAAUGCUCGAGGAGCUUGUGAGAAACAGAACCACCAACACAUCACCCUGUUCUUCCAACAGCGAUGAGAGGAGCACAGAUCUGAAAGACCUGCUGCUGCCUCCCAGUUGGGAUGUUGGAACCUGCAGAAUCAUGCCACAACUCGGGGAGCAAAAAAGUGCAGACUCGGAGCUAAGACAUAUUGUUAUUGACGGCAGCAAUGUUGCUAUGAGUCAUGGCAACAAGGAAGUGUUCUCAUGCAGGGGCAUAGAGUUGGCAGUGAAUUUCUUCCUGGACAGAGGUCAUAAUAACAUCACUGUGUUUGUUCCCUCUUGGCGUAAAGAGUUGCCCCGAGCUGAUGCUCCUAUAACAGAUCAACAUAUUCUGUUGGAGCUUGAAAAACGGAAAAUAGUGGCCUUCACCCCUUCCCGCCGGGUUGGUGGCAAGCGAGUGGUUUGUUAUGAUGACCGCUUCAUUGUCAAACUGGCGCAUGAUUCAGAUGGCAUAAUUGUGUCCAACGACACUUACCGUGAUCUUCAAGGACAAAAACCUGAGUGGAAGAAAUGCAUUGAGGAGAGGCUCCUCAUGUACUCAUUUGUGAAUGACAAGUUCAUGCCUCCAGAUGAUCCUUUAGGUCGACAUGGACCUAACCUCGACAACUUUCUCCGGAAAACCCCCCUGCCUGUUGAGCAGAAAAAACUGCCCUGUCCAUAUGAUAAAAAGUGCACUUAUGGCAUCAAGUGCAAGUACUACCAUCCUGAGCGGGCAAACCACUCCUAUCUGUCCUUGGCUGAUGAACUGAGAGAGAAAGCACAAAUUUCUUUUGUAAAAGAAGAGAGAAAGGCAAGGUCAUCUGUCAAUUAUCCUCAAUCUGAAGCUGAGCCUUCACCUCCUCGACACACACAUCUCCCUUGGGAUCAGCAGAUUUCCUCAGUUUCUGGUCACAUUAGUGAAAAUAAACUACUGCUCUGGGAAAACUUCAGAAAAAGCCCCAACCAAAUGCAGUCUUCAGCAACUGGAGGAAAGUGUCAAGAAGAAUAUCCCACCUCACACUACAUACCGAAUCAUUAUUAUCCCAAUAUGUCUCGGGAAUAUUUUGAUUCCGGUUUUGGUUCGACAGAGAGUUACUAUUCCGACUUGCCACCAUCCCGUAGCAGCACCCACAGACGUGGUUCUCAGCAUCAAAGCACCCUCCCCGGGCUCCAACGUUCCCCAGUUCACAUGGAGAACUGUAAUACCAGUCACUGUGGCAAAUGCCAUUCCUAUCCUCAUCAGCAGCAUCACAGCAACAUCGACUGCUCCAGUCAACCUAUCUAUGACACCUACAAUCCAAAUAUGUUCCCACACGGUGUACAUCAGCAACGGAGCCUGCCUGCCCAUUUCCAUAACACUGCCACCCACCAACUCCAUCAUAAUUACUGGUCAGAUCCCUUUCAGGGUGUGCCGCCAACCAGAUCCUCAUGCCCCGCACCCUCCUUGGCUUAUCCUUCACACUGCCACAGCUCCUGUUGCUCCUAUGAGAAUCACCAGUACCAAACCUGGGGCCAGCAACAACGACCACCACUGACUCCAGCUCCUGCUGCUUUCCAGCAAAAAAGGUCAGAAAUGCGCAAGAAACUACAUGCCAUCUUCAACCCAAACCAAGUGGAUAGAGUCAUGGAGAUGUUCCCGCACCUGAUGGAUGCUGAAGUUUUGGCUGCAGAAAUACUGAACAUGAAAGCUCAGGGGACGGUAUUCUGAUCAUGGUUCUGUGCUCUUUGAUCUGGAGUAUCAAAAUAUUUAGGACAAUUUCAGUGAGGGCUGCAGCAAAGCUAACAGAAAAAUAAUGUGUUAUGAAAUUUUUGUGUCAUCAUGCCCACAUAGAACCACAUCAAUGUUUUUUAUAGCAACAAUACAUUAUAGUUGUGUUAGUUCUUGAUCAAUAAAACCAUCACAUUGAGGUGUAUCAGGGUUAAACACAGAAACACAUUGAUUGAUUUGAACCACUAGGGUUUCACAUCAUAAUGACGUAAAACCCUGGACACAUACUGAUACUGAGAACUGAUGAACGCCUACAGAGAUGGAUUAAGUUAAUUAACUAAAAUAGAAAAACCAUAAAUACAUUAAUCUCAUACCAAAAUAAUAAGUAGUUGCAGCCGUGUGUCACUCAGAGUAUUAAAAAAUGUUUUUCUGGGAACUAACAUAAAAGAUAUUGCAGCAAUGCCUCAUUCUAUCUGCUUUCUAAUAUGCUAUUGACAUAUUUAUGGAAAUUGAGCUAUUGUUGUAUUAUAUGUAUGACAUUGUUGUCAAAUAUAACUUUGCCAUUUACAUUUUGGAUGGAAUGUGACUCUAGACCAAAGAUAACUGAGUUCCAGGAGUUUUGACUGUUGAUGCAUAUUGUGUCAAAUAUUGUUUUAAGUUCUCAUGCUGUAUUUAAUGUUUUAUGCUUUUGCUUUUACUGUAGUUCCCUGUAAGUCUGCUCUUUCAGUAUUAUCUUUGAUUUGGCUGAUCUCACAAGGAAGCUAAACAGGUGACUAUUUAAAGACACUUCACCUGAAUUAAAGGAAUUUCCCAAGUGUGCUUUUCCCUUUCCUGUAAAUGUGCAUCAUUUCCAUGAAAUACAUAUUGGCAACAAUGUAAAUUAUGCAUGUUUUUAAGUGAAUAUUUUAAUAAAGAUAGAAAAAAAAAAUUGUAAAUGAGUCCUCUCAAACAUACAUUUAAAAUAGUGAUUGUGAUUGUCUUGAAAAAAAGAGUAAGGCAAACAAGCUGAUACAAAUCUCACCUUUAAACUACAUGUAAUUGCUUUCAACAAUUUCCUUGAAAUUAAUCUUUCUGGACUUAGAUUGAGCCACAGUGGUCUCAUAUGUCAUGCCAGCAAUGCCCUUAAUUUUCAAAAUGUAAAUGCUUUAGAGACUUUUAAAGUGUUAUGUUUCAUGUGUUUGUCAGCAUGUUAAAGUAUAUCCUGAUGUCAUUUUGUAAAUUUAGAAAUUCAUCAGAAUUAAUAAUCAAAUUUAAUAAUCCAUAAUAUUUAACUUUUAAUAAUAUUUAACAUGUUAAACUUGGGACUGUCUUUUUAUUUAGCAAAAUUGGAAUCAUUAAUAUUAGACUGGUUCAGCCUGGAGUCAGUACUUAACCUUUUAUUUUAGCAAUGGAUAAAUUAUUGUAACUACAUAGAAUUUUACCAUGAGUUGAUGUACAGAAUUACAGGCAUAGAUCAGAUUUUCUUAAAGUGUAGUUCUCUUGAUUGGUUAGAGAACAUUUUCUUGACUUCGUCAACUUUAAAAAAUGCACACUAGCUUUAGCUCAUUUAUUGAUAGAGCAGGUCAUUAAUAUUUUUAAACAACCCCAAGCUUUAAACUAAAUGUUAUCCAGUCAGGAAGUAUCUGAUGCCAAUGAAAGAAUGGUAAAAUUAAAAAAACAGCUUUAUAUUGUUCUGACAAAAAUGUUUUUACUGCCCAUUUCACUGCACAUUACAUUUAUAAAAGAUAGUUACUCUAUCAAAAUACCUAACACCUACAGGUUACAAAACAUGAGUCAUGGGAGGUUUGUUCGAAGUGUAUUUUGUUAGGAUUUAAUUUUCGCCCUGAAGCGCUUUACCUCUGGCUCUAAAAUAAACUAAGGAAGAUUGCAGAUUAUAAGAUUGCUAUCUACUGCAUUCAAGGUAUUUACUAAUUAUAUUACUUAUAACCUUACCAGCACACAACAUUGACCAAAAGUAGUUAACAUAGUAAUGUAAUUUUCAGAAGUAUUCUUUGCAACUAAUGCUUUUCUCAUGUACUUUACUUAGAGUCAAAACAAGACAUGAAGAAAGAAAAUGUGACCUAGAUGUGAAUUACCAACAAUAUGCUAUUCUGAGCUGUCAUUAAAUAUAGGACUCUCAGCAUGACAUUACAGACUCUUUUUGGUAAAGUUGUUUUUAUUUUGUUGCUU
This is a messenger RNA of Poeciliopsis prolifica (blackstripe livebearer), 4220 nucleotides long. RefSeq names its product endoribonuclease ZC3H12A (gene zc3h12aa). The record is from RefSeq and is a predicted model, not a curated record. Gene Ontology annotation, biological process: nuclear-transcribed mRNA catabolic process, RNase MRP-dependent; 3'-UTR-mediated mRNA destabilization. The coding region runs from base 174 to 2051 and encodes 625 amino acids. Gene Ontology annotation, molecular function: metal ion binding; mRNA binding; RNA endonuclease activity. The transcript is spliced from 6 exons. Gene Ontology annotation, cellular component: cytoplasmic ribonucleoprotein granule; nucleus. NCBI's taxonomy places the organism in Eukaryota, Metazoa, Chordata, Actinopteri, Cyprinodontiformes, Poeciliidae.